GACAGUGCGCGGUGACAGUGCGACAGGUCGGAAGAAGCGAGAGAACAAGAGGAAGACGGCGAAACGCGACGGAGGGUGAAGUAAACACACGGGAAGUGCGAGUGAGGCCGAGAAAAAGAAAGGAAGUGCGACGCAGGAAGAGUGCGAAGCGGGAAGAAAGAGAGAAAAAAAAAGGAAAGGGACAACUGUCCUCGGCGCGUGCGUCGCGCGACGUGAGGAGUAUGCUGCGGAGUAACGUAGUUGUUAGACGAGUUUCACGGAUCGAUCGAUCGGCCGAUCGAAUUUUCUAAAUAGGAUACGCGCCGCCGAUAACCGCGUGUGUUUACAUAUGUGUACGGGCGUGCGCGUGUGCGUGACUGCCGCCGCGCACGGAAUCGUCGUCGACGGAAUCGUCGUACUCGCCCGGCCAGGCCGGGCCGGUGAAUCGCCGCGCCGCGCCGGUGGAUCGACCGCCGACCGCCGCGGGAAACUUCAGAUCCGGUUCGCUUUCCACGGCUGACGUCAUUACCGUUCACAAUGCGCUAGGGGUGAUGGAGACAGUGGGCAAGCAAGUUCAGGUAGUGAGUGGACUGGGGGUGGGAGGUCCGGUGGGUCCUGUGGGGGGAGAUCUGCAUCACCAUCAUCAUCCUCACCCGCACGCCCAUCCUCCGCACUCGCACCCCCACCCCCAUGGUCACCCCCAUGGUUCCCAUGGCCACUCGCUCGUCGGCGCGACGUCGAACCCCGGCAGGGGUCAGGCCCAACCACCGACUUCGCAUAACCAGCACGUACCUGCGAGGUCCACUCCCGUGCAGCUGCACAGGCCGACGCAGAGCUAUGUCAACAUCAAGAGUAGCAGCCCGGUGUCUCCGAGAACGGUAGGAACGGGAGCGACGUACGUGCAGGGUGGCGCAGCGGCGUCCGGCGGCGGCGGCGGUAGCGGUGGUGGCGGCGGUGGUGGCGGUGGUGGCAGUGCUGGCAGUAGCGGCGGCAGCGGCGGUGCUUCCUACGUCGCCGUGCCGAUGCCCGGCGGUCUCCGGUACAUCCAUCCCUAUCCACCGACCUCGGUGUCGACGUCGGCGGUAGCGGCGGUCGUCACCACCGCGUCAUCGUCGCCGGCUGCAUCCGUACCCGUACCCGCGCCCGCUACCGCACCCUCUGCGAACCAACAAACUGUCAUCGCCAGCCAAACGCCGCCGCCGCCGCUCACCGGGACUGCCUAUUCUUCGAGAGACGCGUAUCGCGCCGGCACCACGAAUGUUAACGAGAGAAUCGCUAUCAGCGCGAGUAGCAGUCCUCUAUCACAGGUCGGUAGUGUUGCCGGAGUCGGUGUAGUGGCUGCAGCCGAGUACAGCACUAUGGGAGCCAACGGCAGAGCCCCCGAUCGACCGAAAAUAUCUCUCUUACCGCACCAUGGCUCGACAGUGACGGCGGCACCGUCACCCACCGCCGCUGCUGUCGCAUCGGAUUAUCAGCAGCAUGUGACGGUGGUGACGGCAAGGAACAACCCGUCGCGGGUAGGCCUCACGCUCGUCCAACCGGAACUGUAUUGCAGUCGCACCGCCGUCGAUAUGGCCAGUCUGCAGCAGGAUGCGCCACCUUUCAAGAAGAUCCGUUUGGGCCAGCCGCAUCAGCAGGUGCAACAGUUGCAAUCGCAACCACAGUCGCGUUGUCAAAGCUUGUCGCCCGCGGAUCCCUGCGGCGGCAAGCAGGAACAGCAACACGUCGUGCAGUUGCAACAACCACUCAGGAUAGACACCAGGCCUGCCGUGGGUGCGUACACGCCGCAAACGGAAGCUAUUUCGCCUACACUUCCAGAACCCAAUACGCAGGAGGAUGCGCAGUUUAAAAGUACCAAGGACGAUCUUUUGCAACAAAUUGCUAAGGUUGAUAGAGAAAUUGCUAAAAGAGAGAGUCAGUUGAACAUGUUGCGGAAAAGAACGAAAGAAUUGGAAGAAACAGCGAGUAAGCCUCUGGAAGCGGGUCUCAAACGUAACGUUGAGGAACAGUUGCAACCAAAGCAUCAAUCAAUGGCGCAAAAAAUUUAUGCUGAAAACAGGCGAAAAGCAGAGGAAGCUCACAGACUUUUGGAAAGAUUGGGCUCCAAAGUGGAACUACCUUUGUACAAUCAACCGUCGGAUACGAGUAUAUACCAGGAGAAUCGAACGCGGCAUCAGGCGUGUAUGCGAGCGAGACUCAUAGCGUGGCUUCGGAGACAACACUCCGAUCGCUCAUCCAUCCAUCGGCAACAAUCGCAAACGUAUGCCAUUUUGGUGCAGGAAUGGCAUCGUAAGGUUGAACGGUUGGAGGGAACGCAGAAAAGAAAAUCGAAGGACACGAAGAAUCGUGAGUUCUUCGAGAAGGUGUUCCCGGAGUUACGAAAACAGAGAGAAGACAAAGAGCGUUUCAACAGAGUUGGUGCUCGCAUCAAGAGUGAAGCCGAUCUAGAAGAGAUAAUGGACGGUCUACAAGAACAAGAGGAAGAAACAUUGCAAGAUUUAAAAAAUUUCAUUAAAGCCCGUCAGAUGGAGGAUAAGAAGAUGCGUUCGUAUGCAGUCAUACCGCCUCUCUUAUUAGACGCGAAGCAACGAAGGAUUGCGUUUCAGAAUCGGAAUGGAUUACUGCAACCGGAGGAAUUAGAAGCUCUGCAUAGUGAACGUAAACUGAUCAACGUGUGGAGUUCUGUAGAACACGAGUCGUUCAAGGAAAAAUACCUUCAGCACCCUAAAAAUUUCGGAGUGAUAGCUCAAUCGUUAGAACAUAAGUCCGUUCCAGAUUGUGUACAUCACUACUACCUCACUAAGAAAGCGGAAAAUUAUAAGCAACUUUUAAGAAAAUCGCGCCAGCGGACCCGUAGCUCUCGAAAUAAUCCGAAUAAUAAAGUAAAUAAUACCAACUCGACUAUCGGACCCAUAGAUAUUUUAACGACAGGAGUAACGACGAGAUUGCAGCGGGAGCAGCAACAAAAGACUCAAGAGAAUCCUCAGAAUAGUUCGGCGGCGAGUACGUCUACGUCCACAACGAGCACCACGGUUACAUCGAGCGUGCCGUCGACAACUGUUACUACUACAACGGUGACGACGACGACGACUUCCAUGAGCUCGAUAACGUCGGGCGUAACGGAUUCUAUAACCGCAUCAACGACAACGACAACGACAUCUGUCCUGAACACCACCGCGACGUUAAGCGUCGCGGCGACGUCAACGACGUCGAGCACGAAGGAUUCCAGAGAAGCGAGCAAGGAGAACAAAGAGAAUAAGGGCGAUUCGAAGGAGACUCAGGCGAAAGAUUCGAAGGAAGAGUCGCAAUCGGAGACGGCGUCGGGGAAGGAUGUUGUGAAAGUAAUAAUGGAAGGAAAAGGCGCACUGUCUUCGUCCUCGGCCUCGUCGUUGAACAUUAACGCGACGAACGUUUCAACCAUCCAGUCAGACUUCAAGGAAUCCAGCAAGAAGAAGCCGGGUUGCAGGGACACGGGGAGCAGCGGCGCUAACGUGGGAGCUAGCGGCAGAAUAAAGGAUAAGAAGAAGGAGAAUCACACCCCUAUGGAGACCAGCGACGAGGAGGCACCGUCGAUCGACGUCAUCGAGGGCGGCAGGCAAAUAGGACCCCACGCUUGCACGGUGUGCCAGAGCAUCGUCGAGGGGAGCACGCAGAGUCGCACGUUGCCGCGCAGUCAGGCAUCGCAGUACGGUUUGCGGGAAGAUCAAGUGCCGCCCGGUGCACGUGUCUGCAAUACCUGUCGGUGUAAAGCCCUUCGAGGACGUUAUACCGUCUGUCCAUUGCCCGGCUGCUCGAAUCUCGGCAAGUCCCGCGUGAAACGGCUGAGAGCAUUACCUUCCAAGUGGCUUGAUCUGCCGCCGGAAAUUCGGGAGCCGAUUGCUCAGGAAUUCCAGAUACCAAAUAGUGCGACAAAAUGCUGCUCGGCCUGCUUCAGCCGCAUAUCGCGCCGUAUGGCGCCGUAUCUCGCCGGCGGUACAGAAGUAUCCGAGGAUGGCGCCGACACGUUAUCACGCCAGUGGACGGACGAGGAGCUGGAACAGCUUCGCAAAGCGCUUCGAGAACACGGUCCUAAUUGGUCGAAGGUCGCCGAGCAGAUACCCGGCAAGACGAAUCAUCAAUGCAAAAACUACUAUUUUGCUUAUCGGAAGAAGCUGAGUCUCGAUCAGAUUGUGGCCGAAUAUUAUGCAUCGUUAGGCGAAGAACGAAGACCAUGCUUGACUGACGAGGAGGAAAGUAGUACUGGAAGCAGUACCAGUAGCUGCGACGAGUUAGCUGGUCACGAUUCGAGCGACACGGCGAGUGCAAGUAGCCCGGCUACCACCAUGACGGGUAAUAAUUCAGCGAGUGGUUCCACAGCGGUAUCUUCACUACCGAUAUCCUUCCAACGAUCCACCGAGCAGAAAAUCGGCGAGAAACUAUCAGACAUAGCCGUGGUGUCACUCGUACCACCUGGAUCGUCUCAUCAGUCUUCCAGCAGUGGAGGUGCCGCUGCAGCGUCUAGUGGUGCUCGUGAAGAUUAUGAUAGUUCAGCCACGGAGACAGCGGACGAAGGUCAAGGAGGCACCGACUUGGAUAAUGGCGGCGUUGUGGUGACUCUGACAACCGCCAGUAACAACACGACAUCAUUGCAGCAAUCGAAUCAACAGCAAAAUCAGCAUCAGCAACCACCGCCGACCAUGCAUUCGCCACCGUCGACAACGAACAAUUCCAAUCCGCUCACUGUUAAGGAUCUUAUGCUUGGCGUUAUUGAAAUGCAGUUGAAGCGAACUCCCAACAGUCCGGCCGACGGCGGUGGUUCCUCCGCACCCAAUAGCUCUAGCACACCAACGAUAUCUAGUAUUCUGAAGACAGAUCAUCGAAACGACAUAACGUAUGUUCGUAGUUACAAAUCAUCCUCGAGUAUGUCGAACACCGCAUUGUCCAAUAGAGAUUCGAAUCUAGCAACGUUGUCCGUUGUGUCGGGACCUCAUCAUGGCCAUCGCUCUGCACCUAGUCCUCAGCAAAUCGGUCAAAUGCAAGCCACCAUUACUCCAUGCCCGCCUACUGUACCCAGCAGUCAGGCUUCUUCUUCGGAUAUGCUGCCGAAGGAAGGCCUGGUUGUCAUGCAAGUUCAGCAGGCUCUACGAGAAACGGAAGGAACGUUAGAUCUGAGUAUCAAGAAACCUCGAUUACAACAGGACUACAAUCACUCGAUGCCACUUCACAAGCAUUCGACGGUUCAACUUUACCGAUCGGGCGUGGUGGAACCACCACCGGGCACGUAUUACCAUCCUCACGCACCACAUUCCGAGCAAGGACGUGGCGCAAAGAGCCCGCUUGUUUACGCUUCCUCUCCGCGACCACAGGCGCCGCCGAUCACUCCUAAAAUGAACAAGGUGACCGUACCGCCGCCUCAUCCCAAGCUGUCGCCAAAAUUGAGCAGCAUGGGCACGCCGGGACACAAAGGUGGCUCGAUCACGCACGGCACGCCCGUGUCGACGACGCGUUACGAAGGUUUGCUGCGGAUGACACCUCCCGGUAAUCCAGUAGUUAGCGGCGUCGCCAACACUGGCGAGCGUGCCGGCGGUGCUGUCAACGCCGGUUCCACCGGUCCCGUGGCGCCUAAGGAAACGGGUGGCUCGAUCACUCAGGGCACACCGGUGCAUCCGUUCACGGUGGACAAACGCGGCGCACCCAUGUACGACUAUCAUCGCACCAUACGACAUUCACCCGUCACUGGUACGGGCAGUGUGCCGCCGCAGCCAUCGCCGGGACAGGGUCCCGCGAAUCAAUCCGCAUCGCCGGCUGUAGUGGUCAGCCAUGGCAGCAGUCAGUACAAUUCGUAUACGACUGCUGGACGACCGCCACCAAGCUACACGAUGGAACAGCAAUUGUCCAGUCGGCAGAUUAUCAUGAAUGAUUACAUUACUAGCCAGCAGAUGCACGCGCGAGCUCGUAGCGGUAGUGCCGGCGCGUCUGCCACCGGCGAGACGACCGGCAAAAGCGAACCGCUGCCGCCGCAGUCGUCGACUCUCUAUUACGCCAGCACUCCACCCCCGCCGCAAACGCACACUCAGCCACGACAGGGCGUCAUCCAGAGGCACAAUCCGCAAAAACAGAUGCAUUAUCCGCCACCGCCACCCGGCUUGGAGGCGUUUUCGAGUCUGGUGGACGUGGCGGUGCAACAACCCAGUCUUCCGGUGCCGCAUCCGCACGGCCAUCCGGCUGCAUCUGGCAGCGGUGGCCAUGAGGGUCUCGGCAAGACGAUGGCGGAUCGCCUGAUGGCCGCCGAUCGUUGCUACGACAAUCGGCCGUUUCGCGAGCAAGAGAUACGAUUGCAGGAGCAGCAUCGCAUGGCGAUGCAGACCGAACAUAGACUGGCGGUUGCGGCGGCGCAUCAUCAGCGCGAUCGUGAUCGGGAGCGCGAUCUUGUUCACAUGCGCGAGAAGGAGGACCGUAUGCAUCGCGAGAAGGAACUGCAGCAAUUGGAGCAUCGUCUCGCGGUGCAGCAGCAUCAGCAGCGCGAGAAGGAUCUGCAACAGCAGGAGCACCGUCUUGCGCAACAGCGAGAAAAGGACAUGCACAUCGAACACGCACGUAUGUCCGUGCAACAGGCGCGGGAGAAAGAGCACGAACAUCGCCUACUUCAGCAGCGUGAGAAGGAGAUUCAUCAACAGAUGGCGGCGGUCGCUGCGCAACGCGAGAAGGAGCACGAGCACCGUUUGGCGGUACAGCAACAGCGCGAGAAGGAGAUGCAACAGCAGGAACAGAGGGAGAGACUCGCUAUUCACCAGCAACGCGAGAAGGAAAUCCAACAGCACGCUGACCGUAUGGCUGUGCAGGCACACCGCGAGCGGGAUCUCGCGCAUCUUCAUCAGCAGCAGCAGCAGCAGCAGCAGCAACAGCAGCAGCAGCAGCAUAUCCAGCAGCAUAUUCAACAGCAGCAGCGCAUAGAAGCUGAGAGAAGACACAUCGCGCAAAUGUACAGAGACCAACAGCAGCUCGAUAGAGAUUCGUCGAGGCUGCUGAGCGGAUUCUCGCAGUCCUCCAGGCUUCAGCAAUCCCAGCAGCAGCAACAACAGCAAUCGUCGUCGCGUCAGAGCCAGUCGUCCGGUCAACAGCAGAACGACACGUCGACUCUCACAGCUGCUAGUUUGAUAGAUGCAAUUAUAACUCAUCAAAUCAAUCAGGGAUCAAACGAGAACUCUGGUGGAAGUGGAUCUUCCGCGAAUCAGCCGACACGUGCUGGCGAUCGUCUUUUUCAGGGAUUUCAUCGAGAAACUCCACAAGAACCUAACGGCAUAGCUCAUAGUCCCGCUGGCGAAGGGAGUGGCGGUGGCAGCGGUGCAAGCGGCAAUGGAAGCGGCGGUAGCAAAGCGAUCACUCUUGGCGAGCACGUUGAUCAUAUUGUGUCCAAGGAUUAUGGUCCACCUCAUUCGUCAUACAGGUCUUAUACUGGAUAUCAAAUGUCUGAUGAAAAUCAAUGGAAGAGGAGGAAACUUAAUGAAUCGGAGUCAGUGAAGACCGGUGACGAGCGUCAAAUAAUACGCGUCGCGCAGCAGACGCAACAGCAGACGCAGCAGCAGCAGCAGCAGCAGCAGCAACAGCAGCAGCAACAACAACAUCAAUCUUCAGGAAAGCAACAAUAUCACUCGGUCGAGCCGGUUUCGCCGCCGGAGGCGACAACUAAUCACUACGGACGUCGCUUCUAUGAAUCGAGCACUGCCACAUCCACUUCGGGAACCCCCUCCAACAAGCCGCACCAGAUAUCGCCGUUCGAUUACGUGAAGAACAAGAUCGUCGAGGUGAUGCGCACCGAAGACGACAAAGCGGGCGGUGGCGGUGACGGCGGCGCGGGCACCGACAGAAAUGGAGGCGGUAACUCCGUUGCGACCGAGAAGGAUGAGAAAGGCUCGGGGGCGGGUAACGUGGAGAGAAGCCCAUCCGGCGGUGGCGGUGGCGGCAGUAGCAGCAACAGCGGCGGCGGCGGCGGUGGUGGCGGUGGCGGUGCCGGCGAGAUGGUUGACGACACGGGCGGAUCGAAUUCGACCCGUGAGCAACCACCCCCGCCGCCUACACCCGCGGCCACCACCACCUUCUAUCCGUUCAGUGCGCUAGGGGUGCACACGGGGCCGCCACCGGCACCGCCACCCACCGCGACCGCGUCCGCGUCCGUGACAAAAACAGAACAAAUGCAAGCCGAGCCGGCGCCGCUGCUCUCCGCGCAAUACGAACCUCUUUCCGACGAGGACUGAUAGUCUUUUAUUUCCGCUCAGCGUUGUGAUUAUUGGUACGCUGGUGCGACAUACUCUACUAACGGGGUUCUCUAGUGCGAACAACCAUAUGGCUAUGGCGGAUACGGAGAGGGAGAGGAAAGGAGAGGGAGAGAGAGAGAGAAAGAGAUGAUGCUGUGACAUACACAUACACAUACAUACACACACGUUUCUUAGGAAUAUUCACGUCAUGGUCAUCGAUUGUACGAUGAUUGGUUAUAUGGACGAUUUAUCAACGCUUCGUGGGCACUAGAAAAGCCAGAUUGCGUUUUUAUCAGUCGCCAAAUCUAAUUUAAGAAGUUUCUUUUUUUAUAUAUAUAUGCAUAUAUUGAUAUAUUAUAUAUACAUAAUAUAUGUUAUAUACAUACUAUAUGUUAUAUAUAAUAUAUGCAAAUGCACAUAUAAAUAUGUAGAUAUAUAUAUACAAAUUCGAAAACUUGCAAUCUCCAACGGAGAUUACAAACAUGAUGUUUUAAAUCAAGUCCCAUGCAUAUUGUUUUACGAACUCUUUGUAAUUUCAUUUUAUUUUUAGUCAAAGAUCAUUCCCGCGUUACGCAAGGAGAGAGGUGGACAUUUACAAGACGAAUUUAUUUGAUUUUAUUUGCCUGGUGUUGCGCCCGCUUUCAGUUAAGUACAUAGUGACGAAUAGUUUUAUCUACUAAUUAGUUAUUUGCGAUGUAUAAUUUAUAAUGUCGAUAUGAAUACUAAAGUUAUAUGUACAUGUAAAUAUAUUAUCAACGUGAACGAAACUGAUUUUGACUGCCGCGAUCUUAAUGGGCUCAUUUUAAAUUCCCGCGAAUAUCAUCAUAAAUAGUCGAAUUUUAGUUUUUGCGAAAAUUUACGAAACUGUGGCAGGAAAUCGAUAUAAUUGUCAAAAAUAACGUGGUAUUCUAUACAUAUUUUCCACACUUUUUAAGUUUUUCGAUACUCGCAGACGCGUACGUGUACGUUGGCGUUUCGUUUCGCAUAGCAAAAAAAUACGCGAGGCUUUCAACCGAGGCGAAUUAUUAUUUUUUACUUUGACUUGGGCUUGAUCAGUCCACGAAAAGACGCCGAUACGUGCGCAAGCAUUCGAUUUGUCGAACAUUUAGGGCUAUAUAUAUACAUGUAUAUCCCAUGUUCACAAUACACAGACGCUUCUUUUGUACAUAAAUGAAAAAAAGUGUAAUCGUUAAGCGAUAAUGCUAUAACGCUGAUGAGGGCGUGCGUGUUUUUAUUUGGAAUAAGUCUGUGAUGUAUCUGGAAAUUAAUAGGUUUAACUGUGUUAUAUACCAGUGCAAAGCGUAGCCUGUAGUUCGAGGAUGAGAGGGAACGAAAGAGCGGAGAGAGAUACGUCGAAUUUCUCGAAGAAAAAAAAAAGAAAACAAUGCCGUACAACGUAUUCUGGCACGCGCGAUGCGAGAUCGUAAAUCGAGAUAUUUUGACGACGAUAUUUUAAGCGUCAACUUUCAAGUGUCGUUGUCUUCUUCGGUGACGUAGAUUUAAGAAAAACAGAAAAAAAAUUGUAACGCUAAGUGUUGUACAUAGUACAUAAUAUUAAUUUUUAAGUUGAGCAAGUAAUAUGGCUAGAUUAUCCGUACACGCUAUUGUAUAAGGAGUUUAGGUUUAGCGAUAAAUCGACGUAGCUAGCAUUUAGGGGUUUAGACAGCCACGAACUGACUUUAGGGAAGAAGAGAAAAAAAAACUCUCCCGAACUACGUUCUCUUAUUAAUAAACGACGGCAAAACAAAUUAUACAGGCGAUUAAAUUGGUGGAAUUAUCAUCCGCAAAGCGAA
This is a messenger RNA of Linepithema humile (Argentine ant), 10006 nucleotides long. The record is from RefSeq and is a predicted model, not a curated record. NCBI's taxonomy places the organism in Eukaryota, Metazoa, Arthropoda, Insecta, Hymenoptera, Formicidae.